Molecule: messenger RNA, 1862 nt
Organism: Podarcis raffonei (Aeolian wall lizard)
Lineage: Eukaryota; Metazoa; Chordata; Lepidosauria; Squamata; Lacertidae
Gene: C8H2orf68
Product: chromosome 8 C2orf68 homolog
Exons: 3
Coding region: 841-1419 (192 amino acids)
Source: RefSeq, a predicted model, not a curated record
GUCUUACUCGCAGGUAUGUGGGGGACGAUGAGGACCAGACGCUUCUUCGGUUGUGCUGCUUCUCCCUUCUUUUUAUUGUUAACUAUUGCAAUGUGUGAGAAAUAACACCAGCUUGAAUAAUUCCGUUUUUGGUGAUCAUUGCGUUUUCCAGGUGGUAUUUCAGUAACUUAUGCCAGCCCUGUUAGGUAGGUCAGUAUUUUCUCAAAAUCAAAGUGAGAUAGUAUGUUGAUUUCUCUAGGUAUGUAUGGAAUAUAAGUCAUUGGUCUUCUUUUGCAGUUUUUGCUGUUGCUAAGACAAUGGAACUGUCUGCAUACAAAAAGCACGACUGAAAUCCAGUCCAAUACUAUCACCGCAAUCCUACUUAGAAAUCUUACUUAGAAAUCCGAGGGAAUAAGGCAGCAAGGCUUCUCCCACUUACCUGGGAGUAAACCCCAUUGAAUUGCAUAGUACUUGCUUCUGAGUAGACAUGGUUAGGAUUGUGUUGCAAGUCCUGUGGAAUGCAGUGGGCUUUACUACUAACUACACAUGCAGAGAAUUACACAGCUAUUAAAUAGUAAAAACAAAAAUGUAGGUUUCAUUUCUGAAAACAUUUAUCUGAGACUCUGAGUAAGUUUAUUGAAAUCACUUGGAUUGGUCUCUGAACAUGUGUCAUAUAGGGUUCUUUUGGGUGUUCAUAGCCAGUGGAGGGAAAGAUGGUGCUCAUCUUGCAAAACCUUAAUCGAUUAUUGUAAUAAUAAAAUGAAUAAAAUGAAUCAACUUACAAGUUAAUUCCUUUUAUAACUGUUUGCAGGAUUGCGCUCAAAGGGAACAAAGUUUUGGCCAAACUUGGGUUGGGUAUAAAUGAAGCUGACAUUUUUAGCAAUAAAAAUAUUAAAUGAAAUUGCUUUAAAGGAUUUAUUGGUGAGGAGACGGGACUAUUUGACAGGUCUGGAGUACCACAUGAGAUUUCUUCCCAGCAAUUGUGCAUUUCUUCAACCCUCGAAAGUGUCCUAUGAAAAGACUGUGUUGUCUUCCCACUUCCUCUCCAGGGACGACUAUGAUAAGGAGAUGAAGGAAGCUAAGGAAAAGGUAAAGAAGAGGCAUACACCAGCCCCAGCCAGGCCCAAGAAACCAGAUCAGCAGGUCUAUCACCCCUGCCGGAGAAGUAGAGCUGAAACCAUAUCUGGCCUGGAGUAUGAGGGAUCCAGUGAAAGCAGCUCCAGUACAGAACCAGACCAGCUCUCUUCUGGACCAGCUCUCUUCUGCCUGGAAUAUGAGGCUGACAGUGGAAAGAUCACUUCCAUUGUUGUACACCAGGACAAUGACCCUGAUGAGGUAGCCGAGAAGGUCAGUGCUCAGAACCAGCUGGAACCGGCUAUGCGCGAGGCCCUGAGGCAGCGGGUGCAGGAGGAGCUGGAGAAGCGGCGGGUGAAGCGCUGAGGGACUCGUCUGGAGGCCUGUGCUGUUUGCUAAUGCUUACCUGGGAAACACUUUCUGGGAAGGGGCCAGUGGGACAUGUCCCAUAGCUGUUGGUUUGAAGCCUUUAAGAGGGGCAGGGAAUUAGCUGAACCCUGGCACAAGGUGGGACUGGCCAUUGUAGCUUCCUCCUCCUGAGAUACAGCUGAGACGCUGCGCCCUGGAUGAGUGAUUUGGAGGAGCAGUAGGAGAAUCUCUUUUGCGAACAGCUUGCGUUCUCUUGGAGACCUACACAGAAAGAAGCAGACCAGUUGAAACUUGGUCAGACGUCUCCUUUAUAGCUCUGGGCAAUUGGCUCAUGACCAAACCUUCUGUCAAACCUUCUGUCUCCCCUCUCUUGGGAUUAGCCAAACUGAUGGCUGUUGUAUCUCUAGGUAUUAGGUGAAUACAGACCAAGGGGGACAUUU